Mercurialis annua (annual mercury) is the source of this 630-nucleotide messenger RNA. Its product is annotated as DENN domain and WD repeat-containing protein SCD1-like. The record is from RefSeq and is a predicted model, not a curated record. The transcript is spliced from 3 exons. Bases 296 to 571 code for a protein of 91 amino acids. NCBI's taxonomy places the organism in Eukaryota, Viridiplantae, Streptophyta, Magnoliopsida, Malpighiales, Euphorbiaceae.
ACCAAUCACAUUGUGGUAUUGUGUUCGUUAUGAUAAAUUUCAUGGCGCAAUAAAUGUCAUACCGUCUUUGGUUCUUCAGGAUCAGGUGCCAAAUAUACUUAUGAAGAGCAAGAGGAGAAGAGAGAGCAGAUCUAGUGUUGCUGCAGCAAGUGGAGCAUUUGAAUACAUAAAGCAUGCUCCUAGCUAAUUUGCAUUGAUAGGUUAUGUUGUUUCCUGCUGAGCUAUGUACCUUUCCUAGUCCUCAUGAUUUGGUGUCAGUUCCCUAGCUAAUAAUUUCCCUAAUUUAUCUUGUUACAUGACCAGCUCACCGUCUGCGCAAGUUGGUAAGGACUCUCUUAGUCCAAUGGAGAGAGCUGCACAAAGGGAGCUCAUGGUUUUGGACAUCAAAGUUAAGCUGCAGAGUUUGUGGUUGUGUCUUCUGAAACUGGGAGCUACUGAUGAUCCACAUUCUUCAUUUGAAUAUGGCACAAUUCUUAUAUUUCGUUUCAAUUUUGUCCAAUUGUGUAAUUUUACUCGUGUGGCGCUGAUGUGGCAUGCCACACAUCAGCGCCAUAUAAGUAAAAUUAUAUAGUUGGACAAAAUUGAAAUAAAAUCAUGCAUUUCAGGAUAAAUUGGAUAAAAUUAAAAAAU